AUGGGACGUGAAUUGCAUCAUUUGUCUGGAGAGGACUGGGACAAACUAGUGAGAUCAUGGUCUACUUCCAUUACUGAUUUUUGUGAUACCAGUGUAGAUCAAAAAGGAGGCUUCUUUGUUUUGGGUGAAGAUGUACCAUUUGAUAGACAGUUGGAGAUUGCUGGUGUACUAUUGCAUGCAGAGGCUCAAAAGGUUUUACUUCCUAUCCUUUACCAGGUAAACAUUGACUAGUUAAUCCAACAAGUCUACAUAUGUUUUAGAAGUCCUUGUAUGAAGCAAUUUUAUAUUGAGGCAGAAAAGAGAUAUCCACAUUAAGCAAUACUAUAUCACGUUCAGCCACCUGAGCAUUAAUGAAGAGUGGUUUGUAUUUAAUGGAACACUAUGUAAUGCUCCAUAAAAAAAAAAUGUUAUUGCCCCAAAUUGUUAGGCAUCUUUUGGAUUCCAGGGACCCCCUUUUUAGUGUAUAAAUACCUAGACUCCUGCAUGGAGACAGCCUAUUUUUUUUGCAUCUGCUGAGGUCAUCAGACUUGAAAAAAAUAUUUUCUCACAGAGAAGCCGGUCAAUUAAACAAAUUGGGAUAAUGUUCGACAUGCAGUGCGUGAUGAUGUUGAAUGUCAAGAACUAACUUGGACUCCGUUCUCAUUUCGGAAGCACCAUCUAGUGGCUGUCAGUAUAACAGCACCGCAGUGUAAACAUUGUUGCUUGUCUAAAAUAGCAAUGUUUUACACUAUGGAAGGAACGCUAGGGGCACUGCACACAUUAAGACGAUGUGGUCUAGGACAGUGACUUCAGUGUUCCUUUAAUAUUGGCACUUAUUGAGACCACCAAAGUGGGAAAAUACUUAAGUAAACUCAAGGCACCAUUACAGAUUAACAUAGUUAUUGUGGUAGAAGACGAUGAGUACAGUCCAUCGAGUUUUGAUCAGACUGUUCUCAAUCCCAAGGAUUGUCCAGCAUGCCUUUACUAUGUAUGUGACAAUAUGGAUAUUGUGUAUACAGGCACUUACAAUGGUGAUUAAGACGUGAAUAUGUUAGUGUUGCUACCACCAAUGUGCAAUCCUCUCACAGCAUAGGACAAAUAGAGUAAAUUGAAUUGGUUAACUGUGUGGUAUAAAGAACCAGUCCCAGUUAAGAGGUGGAUACUAUGUAUAAAGGGCUCUAAUCAUUGGUACACAGCAGGUUUUCGCCACAUUCAGUUCUUUUGGCACUGCUGAAUCAUCAGUGACCAUUCACACAACUAAAUUUAAAGUGCUCCCUAUUUCAGUUAAGUAGAACUGAAAGAGUCAGUGGUAAUUUGUCAGUUUCAAAUAUAGCAAUUCAGAGCAACUGAAACUGCCUAUACUCCAGUGCAUAGAGCCCUUCAUUGUGCAAGUAGAAAUGAUGCACCAUUAUGUUUAUACAUUGAAUAUUAAACCAAUACUCCAAAACGUUUAUUAUUUUUAGUUUUUGUGUGUAAAUAAGUUUAAUCACUUACAUCCGAAAGAUCAUCAAAGCAUUGGGGAAAUUUAGCCAUUAUGAAUGUGAAGGAUUUUUGAUCAGGAUUGGCCAAAAUGAAUGUUACGAGGUAUGAAGUAUUAUACCUGGACACAUUAAUUUAUCAUUUAUUUUAGAACAGUAGAUCGGCUUAAAAGGUUAACCAAAACAAACUAAAUCAAUCUAAAGCAUAGAGACAAUAUGCAGAAUUAUUCACUCAACACCAAAUGAAAAUGAGCGAAUUCUGAACACAAAACUUUCAUAUUUUCUUAAGCCAAUUAUGGUCUAAAAUUCGGUCAGUCUGAGUAAAUCUGCAGCAAGUGCCUGGACACAUUCGGUGUCACAAUUAAAAUCGGUGCUUUCACAGCCGAAUCCUAUACAAAGUAUAGCAUUCGGAGGAUUCACAAAGCACCAAUUUUAAACUGAAUUGGGACAAAUGCACCCACCAGGAUUCACAUUUACAAAUUAUUGUUCACUUGCCCCCAUCCACUGACAAUGGAUGUAGGCUUGGGAAAGGACUUGAGGUUCUUCCCCCCCUGUUUAUUAUAAUUAGGGCACCCAGCCACCACCAAUGAAUGAGAGCCCUCCCCCCCUGAUUAUAGUGAUAAGCGUUCCCACCUGCUGCCAUUGAAAGGGAACAGGGGACGACUACACUAGAUACUUCCCCAUAAUAUAAUAACAGCCCCCUUUUACUGACUGUUACCCCUAUUAUUUCUCAGGCCUCAUCCCCAUGGGAUGGAGCCUUUCUAGUCACUGGGUACCAAUGGCAGUCCAGUUGCUAGUAUUAAAUAUUUAGUAUAUAUGGCAGGUUGGAGCAUAAACUUCCCUUAUAAUAAUAUGAACCAAAUAGCCUUUUUAUAUCUUUUUUUCUUUUUUUUUACUAUUUAAUGUGGCGUCUGGCAAGCAAUGCUGGCCACCCGCCACAUAAUUAACCCUCGUACCACAGAGCUGACUGCCAGCAGUCAAAUAGUUUUUUAUUUGUAAACCCAGGCCCAUGUUUAAAGCAUUUUGGUCCGAUAUCUGGCAAUAUUUGGCUGAAAACCUGGCAUUAAAUGGCAUGAACAAUGUUUGUAUUUUGCAGUCCAAAUGGCCCCACAUGCAACCCACUGGGACUUACAUGAUUAACCCCAUUAGAGUAGUAUGCAUGAAAAUGAUAUUACCAGGUCAUUUACAUGUUCAUACAUUACAUGUCUAUAAAUAGAACUAAAUUAAAUAUAUACAUUACAGAUCACCAGAAAAAUAAAAAGUGAAAUACUAUGAGAAAAAUCCCUAUCAGGUUUUUUUGCCUUACCCAAGGGAGGUUAGUAUUUGUUACAUGAUCAGAAUUCCACUUCUUGACUGCUUUUCACAUCACAAGAAUGAAUACACGCAAAAACUAACUUUAAAAAUGACAUAUUCGCAAUAUAGGUUAAAUUUAGCCCUUCAUCUAACCAAUUAAAAUAGAAUUUAAUUGACAGUUGAAACACAUUUUCAGAGAUUAUUUAAGUUUCUGCUUUCUCCUUCUACUUUUCAGAUUCUUUACCACAAAGAGAAAAAAUUAUGUAUGAGCCCAAUGGCUUUAGAUAAAGAUUACAACCCUACUGUCAGCUGGUCCCCAUGGGGGUCAGAGAUCAGCUUUUCAGUGAUUGGAAGUGAGAGUGAUUUCUCAAACUGUAAUCAUCAGCAUGAGCCUCCAUUGUUAACUAUGUAAGUUAUAUUCUGCAUGUUACAUAUUAAAGACAAUGAAGUGGUCACCAAACCAGUUUAGUGAAUGGGAGUCACUGAUUGUCUGAGAACAUCAGCUUGGCUGCAGCAGGACUGCCUGGGUUUUCAGACGGACCCAUCAAUAUAUAACUAAUAAUAUAACAUAAUUAUGUAAAACUAAUAUAUAAAAUAAAUUGUUUGACCAUGUAACUUUCCAAAACGCCUCUAAAACCUGUACGAGGGGGAGGGAAGGGGGGGAGGUAAAUUGCUGAACACAAAUACGUAUGUUUUAGAGCAGUAGACGUUUGAGAACAAUGAUAUCAUCAGUGAAAGUUCAGUUAGUGUGUGAAAAAUGCAACAACAAAACAACUAGGAAGGGUAGCCUUGGCCUGGGUUUGUGGAUUUGUGACUAUUAAAAAACACUGGACAUACCCCGUUUUAAAUACCUUGGGUUGCUAUGUUUUGCAAAUGGUAUGCUUUGAUGGGGGUAAUUCUCAUUCCUGGGCUGCCAUACUGUCCUAAAAGCAACGUAACCAAUCUGGCAAAUUUCAAUGUGUAAAAACUGAAAUUUUCAAACUUUUUAUUUGACAUUGUAACUUUCCAAAGCACAGUAAAAUGUGUACAUGGCGGGCAUCAUUGUACUCGUGGGACAUCACAGCAUAAAAAUUUGUAUUUUAUUGCAGUCAUGACAUUCACAGUUAAAUGCCAUGCAGAACUUGAGAAAUUAAAUUAUUUUUUUAAAUUAUUUUUUAGAUAUUAUUAAGAUUAAAUUAGUUCCAUAUAUAAAUAUUUGAUGUGAAAUAAAAACCCUCUUUCUCCUGAACAAAAUGAUAUAUAAUAAGUGUGAGUGAACUUAAUAAGAAAGAGGUAAAUUAUGGUUGAACAGACAUACCGUAUAUACUCGAGUAUAAGUCGACCGAUUAUAAGUCGAGACCCCUAAUUUUACCCCAAAAAACUGGGAAAACGUAUUGACUCGAGUAUAAGACUAGGGUGGGAAAUGCAGCAGCUACUGGUAAAUUUAUAAAUAAAAUUAGAUCCCCCAAAAUUAUAUUAAUUGAAUAUUUAUUUACAGUGUGUGUAUAUAAUGAAUGCAGUGUGUGUGUGUAUGAAUACAGUGUGUGUGUGUGUAUGAGUGCAGUGUAUGUAUGUGAUGCAGAGCCUUGGUGGGUAUUUUUAUUAUUUUUUAAAAUUAUUAUUUUUUAAAAAUAUUAAUAUUUUUAUUUUAUUUAAAUUUUGAUUUAUUUAUUUUCAUCCCCCCUCCCUGCUUGUUAGCUGGCCAGGUAGGGAGGCUCUCAUUCCCUGGUGGUCCAGUGGAUGGGCUGUGUAGGAGUGGGGCUGGCAGCUCCUGUCAGCUCCCUUCUCCUGCGUUCCGGUCAGCUCCCCACUGUAAGUCUCGCGGUCUGAGUGCCGCGCGGAGCGUUGCCACGGUAAUCCGUGGCAAAGCUCUGACCCCGCGGCUCUCGUGAGAUUUACAGUGGGAGCUGACAGGGGAGCUGACCGGAAUGCAGGAGCUGCAGGAAAGGUAACAGCUCUCUGCUAGCCCCCAACAGGACUGCCGGGCUACUAAUGAGCCUGGCGGUCCUGGUCUGUAUUAUGGCAAUGUAAGUUGCCAUAAUACAGACAUUGACUCGAGUAUAAGUCGAGUGGGGGGUUUUCAGCACAAAAAAUGUGCUGAAAUACUCGACUUAUACUCGAGUACAUACAGUAUAGCUCAAAUUCUAGGUUUUGUUUUGGUUCAGAACUUGGACAAUGCAAUUUUAUUUUUUGCUUUGUAAUUUUAUGUCUAUUUAUUAUCAAUCUGUUACGGUCAGAUCCAACAGAUUUGUCUUUACAAAUACUGUUACUCUUAUCUCUUAUAUUGCAUUGAGUACUCCAGCAUGGUUCCCAUGGCACACAAUGAUCCAGGUUUUGUCCUUAUCCUCACUGGAACACAUUUGGUAAAAUGCCUAAAUCCUGACUGUUGGUGCAUCUUGAGAAUGUCACAGACUUCCUCUAAUUAAUUGCAUUUCAUGAAGGAAGCUAUAUAAUAGGCUGGAUAAUAAUCUCUUCUAUAACAUUCUGUAAAUGUCUUACAGGCUGAAUUUAAGAACCAGUGAAACAUCCCAAUACCUUGUCCAGUUCAAAAAGAGUUUAACAACGGUCUGGAAAACUAUAGUGAGCCACAGGUAUGUUUCUCCUGAGAAUACGUAGAAUGAAUAAAUAAAGUGAAACAGGAAGUAUAACUACAGAGUAAGGUUUUAGCAUGAGACCAACAUGAAUCUGCUUAACCAGAGUUGGUGCUUCCAUUAGGACAAUCAUGGACAAAGAUCCCCCUUAGCAGACUUUUUUUUCCACUCGGUGCUGCAGGGGAGCACUUUUGGGAAGGGCAAAUUGCUGUCCGCUUUCUUGUGGUCCAAGCUCUUAAAAAAAUUACUUAGAGUGCAGGUGCCUGAACAGAAGGCAUGGAUUGUAAUAUGUACACAUCAAGAUGCAGACCACAUGCUGCUCCACUGGACCACCAGGGAGCCUGCCCUCCUCCAAAACACCUGGCAUCACUCCCGCUCCCCUGCUCAAAGGUAAACAGAAGGCAGCAAAAAACAACACAAAAAAAAACACUUGCACGUUCAGUCAGCCUCCACACUACUUUUAGCCACUCUCUAGUCGCCACAUUAAACAAAACACAUACACCACACACAACCAACACACUCCACUCACAGUGAUCACCAUAAAGUCUCCCACACAUAUACAGCAUCUUCUAACACACACACACACACACACACACAGUAUUCAUUAUCACGGAAAACCCUAAUGUGCAGCCUUCCACACACACUUGUGGACACACAGUGGGAAAUCCUAGCUAGGUAAAAAUGACAGAAGACAAAGACACACCAUGUGACAGAAACUUAAAGAGCGAGAGAAAGAAAGGAUAGAGAUUGGCAGAGGGAGAAACUAAUUAAAAUAUGGGAAAUAAGAAAGAAGGGUGAUGUGGGAAACACCAUGAAGUAGCUAACUGGUUUUUGUCUUGGGCAGUAAUAAUACUUGCACUGACUCUGUAAUUAGCAUUGAUGAUUGUUGUCUUCUUUUGUUUGUUUGUUUUUUUAUAAUGUUGCAGAUUUUCUGGACCCUUCAUGAAACCAGUAUCAGACAAGCAGGCUCCUGGAUAUCAAAAGAUAGUAAAACGGUCAGUACAGAGUAGAGUUUUCAAGAUAAGUGCAUUGCUAGAUUUACAUUCCUAGUUUCAUAGUAUCUGUGUCCAGCCUUCUGCCCGCCCUGCUGUGACAUCUUUUCCAUCUCACUCUGACACCAGCCGUGUCGGGACCAAGAAUUGUAGCUUCAUUUCCACAAAUGCGUCCCAAUAUCUUAUUGCAAUGCACUAUUAAUGCAGUGACAUGGGAGGACUAUACACUAUUUAAAUCCCAUUCCAUAGGAUAGCAAUGUCUGUAUUUUGGUUUCUUGUCCUUUAAUAUGUUAUAUUGUUACACAUUGAGUCCAUGUUUGACCUAACUUGUAUUUCAUUGCUUUUGACUUCUGCUAUCCUAAAUCUAGCUAGAUUCUUCAGUAUUGCGCAUCUCUGCCUCUCCUUAUCCUUCGAGUAAUAUUUAUUACUGUUAGCUCUCUAAGGUAUUGGUUUUCUUCCAUCCUAAAGCAGGUAAAAUGCUCUUUCUCCCUAGGUCCUCUAGCAUAGGCUGUUUCAACCAAUUUUAUGAAAGUUCCAUUAGACAAGUUCCUGACACCCAUGAUGUGUCUUUGGAAACUGAACCAGGAAAUAGAGCUAUAGUUAACAAUGUCAUAUUUUUCUCCUCAAUAACAAAAAAAAAAAAUCUUACUACAAGUCUUGUUUUCCUUAAUGGAACAAUCAUCGCACAAUAACAGUUUAGCACCUUGCAUAUGUUCAUAGGUUAUGGUUCAAGAAGAUACCUUGUCCCUUUCUCCCAUUUCAUACAUUUGCAGCAAUAUGCAAAACAUGCUGCCAAUGUAAACCCAUCUCAUCACGCAAAUAAAUGACCUGUUUUAGUACUUGUUCAUCUUUUACCCUCAAGGAGGGCACACUCUCCACAGAUCCCCAUCAUGAUUUUUACAAUAAAUGCCAGGACAGUGAGUUGACUGCAUGUCAUGUCUGAUCCCCAAAACGUAUUUCCCAAAGUUGUCUUUUAAGCACAAUAAAAUAACUAACCCUAUUUCUGCAAUUCAUUAAACAAGUAGGCUGUUCCUCUUUGUGUGAUAUUGAACCGAUGUACCGUGCAAUUGCAUAUUCAAAACAUUACACAAAUUUUGAUGUGUUGGCUCUGUACCCCAGCACACACUAUUUUAGGACACCAAAAAUAUUUUGACAAUUUAACAUUAAUGCCAAUAAUGUAGAGUAAAGAUUUUAUUUAGAUUAUUUUAUAUUGGCUAAACAGAUCUCAACUGCAAGGUAGGAGAAUGUAAUAACAUGGAUAAUGGACCUGCAACAACAGACUUAUGCAGAUGGAGAGACUAUGCCACCAAGGUGUGGACCUGGUAGCAUUUUUAGCCAAAACUCUAAGGUCUUUGUCAAGCCUGGGUGCCACAGAUCAACAUAUUUACAUGCAAGUCUUAAUCACGGUUGAUGUCUUCUGUCAAGAGAGAAUGGCAAAAUUUAGGUACACAUAUUAACAUCUGAAUAAAAAAUUACAAUUGAAUUUACAUUGAGUUACACAUUAUACAAUAUACAGUUGAGUUUUAUAUCACUAUUAGAUAAAGAAUACUUACUUUUGUAACCCAAGAGAGACAUUCACAUAAUAAAAAGAAAAUAAGAAACUUAAGGUUUACCUUUAAUGGUAGACCCAACGAAUCUCUUUAAAGAGCUUAAAAGUCUAUUUAUACAUUGUACUCGCAGAAAUGUUAGCAUAUAUUUAAAGGGGGAAAAAUUGUUUAAAAAUAGGACUUUUUCCCACCAGCCAAUCAAUCAUUUGGCAUGGACUCCUGUGCCGCAGAACCAAGUAAUAGAAAGCAUGAGAGAUCUCCCACAUGCGGUCCUCCUACUCACCAAGCAUAGCAACCGUAGCUCAUCCUACCAUGGCGUUGCUUUGUAGCUGACACUGUUAGCGCUGGGUAGAGGUAUAGGAAAGAGUCACAUCAUUCUAUUCAGACGCAGGAUGCUGCCAGUGAAGCCAGCAUGUCAGCGUCACGGAGGAGAUUUGUUUUGCUUGGGGAAGUUGUCCUAAGCAGGUCAAAUCAAAGGUGAAAACAGGGAGAAUACUGGUGGCCCGUCGGUGGGUAGUAGAGAACCAUUUAAAAGAAGAAAAAGUACCAAAACAAGAGGACAUAGUCUUAAAUUAGAGGUGCAAAGGUUUAAAAAUAAUAUCAGGAAGUAUUACUUUACUGAGAGGGUAGUGGUAGUGGAUGCAUGGAAUAGUCUUCCAGCUGAAGUGGUAGAGGUUAACACAGUGAAGGAGUUUAAGCAUGCAUGGGAUAGGCAUAAGGCUAAUUAAAAGUAUUUUGAAAUAUUGGGCAGACUAGAUGGGCCAAAUGGUUCUUAUCUGCCGUCACAUUCUAUGAAGCUGAGAAAUUGGCAGCACUAAAUUGGAGGUGAGGUGAGUUUAUAUCCCUUCAUUUUAUACUGAAUACAUCAUAUAUCUCUGUGAUAAAUUAUGUAGUCAAUGCGUUUGGGGAAGAUUUAGGCUAAAUUCAUGACGGGUUCACUAGAAGCAUAAACUAUUUCUUAUGAAAUACACAUCAUACUGCAAAAACAUUGUAAGCGCUGAUGUUCACAGCAUUUUACUAUGAGAAAACAAGAUUCCAUAUGGAGUAAUAUCAUUGCAAGUGCAAACAUCGUUCUAGAACAGUGAUGGCGAACCUAUGGCACGCGUGACACGCCGGGCCCUUUCUGUGGGCACGCGGCCAUAGGUUCGCCAUCAAUGCAGAGUAGGCACCUGCCUGCCCAAAACGGCAGGCGCCUACUCUGCUUCCGUGUCGGGAGGCAGGGAUCUGUGAAGCAGCUCCCCUGUUCUCCCGCGAGCAAGCUGUGUGGAGUGUUUGCCGCGCAUUACCAUGGCAACGCUCCACACAGCAUCGCACCGGAGGACAGGGGAGCUGCUUCACAGAUCCCUGCCUCCCGACCCGGAAGCAGUGCUUGCCACCACCGGACCACCAGGGAUGGCUGUGUCCCCCCCCCUCCUUCAUUAAAGGUAAGAAGGAGGGAGGGGGGGGAUACUGAUUUAGCAUACUUUUUUUAAACCCCUUUACCCCAUCCCCACACAUACAGCACCCCUACCCCUCACACACACACAGUAGCCUACCCCCCCUCCCCACACCCAGCUUCCCUCCCUCCCUACACCCAGCAUCCCUCCCCACCCCUACCCCCCACACACAGCACCCCCACAACACACACAGCACCCCUACCCCCCACAGCACAGCACCCUUACCCCUACCCCCACACAGCACCCCUCUCUCACACACAGCACCCCUCACAUAGAUCACACACACAGCACCCCUUAUACACACACACAGAACCCCACACACAAACACAUACACUACACCCCUCAAUGCAGUAUGUGUGUGUAUUCAGCAGUCUGUGUGUGUGCGUGUAUUCAACAGUCUGUGUGUGUGUGUAUUCAGCGGACUGUGUGUGUAUUCAGCGGACUGUGUGUGUAUUCAGCGGACUGUGUGUGUACUCAGCGGACUGUGUGUGUAUUCAGCAGUCUGUGUGUGUAUGUAUUGCAUUUGUUGGAGAUACUAAUAAAUAUAAGCUUAAUUUUAUUUAUGUAUAUCAUUAUUUAAAAUUUGUAUCAUUGAACUCUCUGUUGUGUUAUUUUAAAACAAAAGUUGUUAAUUAGUUCGGACAACAGUACGAGUUGUUUUUUCUAAACUUAAACCUCAGUAUUGAGGUUUAAUUGCCGUGUUGGCACUUUAAGGAAAAAAAAGUUGGCAUGUAUUGCGGUUUGGGCACUCUGGCUCAAAAAAGUUUGCCAUCACUGUUCUAGAACCUUGUUACAGAAAACACGUUUUAGAAGUGACCAAUUACUUGUGUUACAUGUGUAGAGACAGGAACAGCAAUUCAUAGACAAACCACCCAGAUCCAACAUCUGGAACAAAAAAAUAACAAAUGGAGUUUGACCUCAAUUGUAUAAAACCCUCUCUUCCUUCCAAAAAGGCUCCCUUGGUACUGCUUCUUUCUCCCCCUUAUAUGACAUAAUGGAGGAGGCAUGGCGUCCUCCUGAGUUGGUCUAAUAGAAUGCUGCGUGCAUCCAAGCUUCCCUAUAGGAAAGCAUUCAAUUGUUUCUUUCCUAUGGGGGCUUUUGUGUCACGUGACCCAGUUUCACUCUACAGGAGAAUGUAACCUCUUAAAAAAACUACAGUAUUUUACAUUGCAAUGUUAAACGGUCAGGACCACUGAACACAGACCAGUUCAUUGAAUUAAAGUGAUCUGAGUGACUAGCUUUAAGUUGACCCACUACUGAUUUUUUGUGGUAGGUCUUAGAAACUUAAUUGUCUGGAUUCACUCACAGUUUAUUAAAUUCUCCAACUCUUGUAACCUCUCAAGCUAUUGCUCUUAUUCAAGGAAAAAUUGUUCAUGUUAGCUAUGGUUUCAAUUCCUCUGUUUUGGCCUAAAAGGUUAAAUGUUCUUUGAAAUCUUUGACUCCCACUUUAAUGAGUCGGAGAAUUUGUCCAUCACCGUUCUUUUAACCUACAUUUUGCAUAUCAGAUUUCAUUUUUUUGACACAGUUGACUAGUUAAAGAUUAAACCACAUUUUCUUUGCUCAAAGUUAAUGUGUUUUGAAUUACGUAUCUAUACAUACACAAGCUGUAGUACUGAUGACUUCUUGAUCUUGACCACUGAAGUACAGAGCCCUGAGUGGUGUAUUAUACAUGGGUAGAUAAAGGUAGCACUGUCUUUAAUACAUGUCCAUCACACUGUAAAUAAAUUAAAGCACAGAUAUGAUUGAUGAUGUGACUUGCCCCUUCAGGCCUAUGGACCUUGUUACAGUAAAGCGAGGAGUGUCAAAAGGGAGGAUUAAAAGCAUUGUUGAGUUCCAGCAGAAUGUCAUGUUAGUGUUCCAGAACGCCAUCAUGUACAACAGCUCCAAUCAUGUUAUCUACCACAAAGCCAUUGAGAUGCAGCAUGACACUGUGGAAUUGCUGCAGGUGAGUUAAUUUCAGUGACUAGCAUGUUUUUAAAACAUUAAAUAUGCGCUCUAUACACCAUAGAGCCUGUUUCCAUGCACACAGCACACAUAAAACUGCUGCUAUUUUCAAAAAUCACCUCAGCUGUCAGUCCACCCUCUUGCUCAAGUGUGUCACUUGCUUUCUUCUGUCUAUAAAAUUACUUGUACUGUUGCACAACAGGGGUUUCUGGGAGUUUUAAUUUAUGUAUUUAAAAAAUAUUUUACCAGGAUGGAGAUUUCUCACGUUUACAAGUAUAUCCUAGGCCCACAAACAUUCCACUGUUACAACAGGGUACAAUGGAAUAUUAAAAAUACCAAAUAAUGUUAAAAUACACAUAUAACUUAACACAGAACAGGUAAGAAAAAUAAUCAACCAUGAUUACAGGUGCAAUUUGUGUUGAAAUAUGUUGGUAGGGAUCUUUUAAAGGAUUUUAGGCUGGAGGAAGAUAUGAUCUUGUCUGUAAGGUUAUUCCAUAAUUAAGGGUGUUCUGUAGGAGGUCAGCUUGCUAAAUGAAUUUGUUUUGAUGCAUAGGUGGGAAUGUUGUACUUUAGGUACUGUACUAAAGAUAAUUGUGACUGUUGUAUCAGUGGUUUGGAAGAGUUUAUCUGCCAUCCACUUUUCUAUCUUUGUAAACUGGUCUUGGUGUACAGCAUCAGGCUGCGGUAGAUGUGGUUUGCUAGCGUAGAUUACGGUACGUUGUAGUGUGUGUACAUGUGUACAGUUGAGACUUUGCAGACGUUAGGAAAGUCAUGUAUGAAUAAUGUGAAUAGUAGGGACCGAGUAUGGAGCCUUGGGGAGCACCACAUACGACCAGGGUCAGGUCCACACUGGUUUUUCAUUUUUAGAUUAUUAAGGUGCAUUUAAACUGAGUUUAAAAAGUUUAAAUUUUUUUUGUGAUAGAAAAGAAGUGUGAUCAUCAUAGAUCCAAUGCACAAAAAUGUAAGAAAACUGAUCAUCGAUAACUCAUUGUUAUGCUUUCUUUUACCACAGGUUCUAAACUUGCAUUAG
Pelobates cultripes (western spadefoot toad) is the source of this 12269-nucleotide messenger RNA. Lineage: Eukaryota; Metazoa; Chordata; Amphibia; Anura; Pelobatidae. The record is from the annotation of a GenBank genome assembly.